UGCCAGUCUGCCCCGAAAAGGGACCAAAACAAUACGCAUCACAAAGACUACAGCAAUUUUAGUGAACGGUACAGUGCGGGAAGACGGCCGCAGCUCAGUGUCGCAAUCUCCAGUUGCUUUGCGAAUAUAUACUACAGUGAUCGAUUGAGAGAUGGUUUCGCCAGUGACAGUGGUGAAGAGCGAAGGCCCUAAACUGGUGCCCUUCUUCAAGUCUACCUGUGUUUACUUCGUCCUGUGGCUACCAACCUCAAGCCCUUCUUGGUUCAGCGCCCUCAUCAAGUGUCUACCCAUCUUCUGUCUGUGGCUCUUCAUGCUGGCCCACGGCUUCAGCUUCUUAGGUGCCCACUCCAGUGCUCGCAAGAUCCUGGCUGGUCUCAUCUUCUCUAGCCUUGGAGAUGCCUUUCUCAUCUGGCAGGAGGAUGGCUACUUUAGCCACGGUUUGCUGAUGUUUGCCAUCUCCCACAUCCUCUACUCCUCGGCCUUCGGUAUGAAGCCCCUGAACCCGCUUGCCGGCCUGGUGAUCGGCGCCAUUUCGGCCGUGAGCUACGCCCUGCUCUACCCCUACCUCUCAGGCCCCUUCACCUACCUGGUGGGGGUCUAUAUCGCCCUGAUCGGCUUCAUGGGCUGGCGGGCCGUGGCCGGCCUCCAGUUGGCCAAUGACCUGUGGACCUGGACCAAGAUGUCGGCAUGUCUGGGCGCUGUACUCUUCAUGGUCUCCGACCUCACUAUUGCCGUUAACAAGUUCUGCUUCCCUGUGCCGCACUCACGCGCCGUUAUCAUGGCCACCUACUACGCCGCGCAGAUGCUGAUCGCGCUCUCCGCCGUCGAGUGCCAGGAUGUGGAGACGGCAAGGAAGAUGGCAUGAAGAGGAGAGAGCGAGGUCGCGUCACGUGAUCAAGAAGAUGUGAUAGGGGCAGCCAAUCCCCCUUGUUUUUGUCAUGGACAUAUUCCAGAGACAGUUACCCCCAAACCCCCUACUUUGGUUGUAGCGUGGCAUUCGCACACCCUUGUUACCAUGGAAACUAGUGUACUACCACCAGCCUGCCCCAUGGCUAGUGGGACAGUCAAAGACCCUAGUUACCAUGGAGACAAGUGCACUACUUUUAACCCUCAACUACUGCCCUACAGUUCUCGUAGAUACGUCUUAGUUACUAGAGAGUAGUGCACGACAACUCCCCCACCUCACUGCCUAGGAUGUUGGUACAGAUGACCAUACAGAUCACCAUGUCAAGGUUUGUGUGUGUGGGUGUGGGUGCGUGUGCGUGCGUAUUAGGUUAGAGGAUUCAUACUAUAUAACCUACAGAUGAGUGUGAAUUCUCAUGGCCUGCUACAAUAAUAGCACAUCUUCCUUCUGCCCCCCAGUCAUUGGCUGCCCUCUCCACCCCAUUUACAGUAUAAUGUGGUCCAAUAUUGCAAAUUCAAAUGGAUGUGUUUCCUGUGGUAUAUUGUCUUUGCAACUAUUUUAUCACCAUUAUUUAAUUUAUCUCUGAAAAGGGAGUUGUUAUAGUGAAUAAGUUUGCACAUCUCGACUUGUUAUGGGGGAGGUUGUGUCCCAUAACUGCUGUCUGUUCUCAUGUAUUUAGGUGCUGUUCUCAAAGUCUGGAGCACAUCCACCCUCCUUUUUUACUGAUUUUAGUCUCUUCACUUUCACUUAAGACAAACUGCCUUUUGUACUUCUGCUCGCCACACUCCUAUUAGAAUACAUCCUCUCUCCUGUGUCUAUGAGGCUAUGAAAAUGGCUGUGAAUGUCCACGCACACACACAGAGAGAGAGAGAAUUCGUGGACUUUUACCUAGCUAGCUGUUGCUAAAUCAUUUGUCCUGGGAUAUGAACAUUGGGUUGCUAUUGUAACUGAAAUCCAUAUGGUCCUUCUAUCUGCUGGAUCUUUGUAGAAUUUUGUACCCAUUUUGAGUCCCACAAAAUCGUGUGUUCUCUACUCCGACAAUGAAUCGAAAGGUAAAAGGGAAAACCUAGUAUGUUUUCUUUGAUUCAUCUCUCCUCAUUCAUUCCUCUUUGGAUUUUAUAUGACUGUUGGCAACUGGCAUUAAGGCUCAUGACCUCCAUCAACUAGGCUGGAGUGUGGACCUGCUUCAUCUUUCAAUCACUCACGUGGGUUUGUAUGAUCCUAAAAACCAAGGCGGAGAUGGGAGAGGCAUGACUUGCCGCGCCAAAUAAAACCAAGUUCUAUUUUAGUGCCUGGCUAUGCAGAUGACGUGCGUGAGCAGUUUCGAUUACAUUAUUGAAGAACAUGUAUGUCUACAUGUAUUUUAUUCAACACUCGCGCACGCAACGUGGCCGGUUUGAUCAGCAUGUGAGAGAGAUCAUUUGAGAGCGCCUGCUCUAGUAUUUUACCACAGUCAUACUGAUCACUCAAAAGGCUGGUCCCUAAGGGGAACAUUUUUCUUAGAUCUGUGUGUGUGUGUGUGUGCGUGUGUGUGUGUGUGUAUGUGUGUACCCUCUGUACCUGAGGCAUCUCACAGUGUUCCUCCUUUACUGUUUAUGUUACCCUGAACACGCACAAACACACACCACAUAUACACGCUUCCUUCAGGUCACACUUCAUACCCCCAGCUCCUGCUGGUUUGAUUAUUAGAAGAAGGCUGGUGGUGCCCUUAUUGCUGGAACAUUUUCAGCUACCAACUGUGUGCCUAUGGCCAUAUAAAGUGUUAUGAAAAGGGCAUGUUGGCUGAAGCCAGUCCUUGUUUUGUCUGCAGUGCUUGGGCCUUCAGAGAAGAACACAGCCCUAGGACACCCUGGUCCCUUAGGGUCCAAACACAGCCAAAAAAGAGAGAGAAGACUGGCCAAUGGUUUCAUUAGCACAAGGGAACAAUUAUACCACUCAAUCCCGAUUGUUUAUAUCCCCCUAGAUAGAUAUGCAGCUAUGACACUUAUCUAUCAUAGUAUUUUUCUCUGUUGCACCAGCUAUAGGGCCAUCUUUGCUGAGUUAUUGUGCUGUCUGUUUGAAGCAUAUUGACUGAAAAAAUGUCUGUGUGUAUUUAAGAAAUUUUAGAAAACAGAUGCAUUGUUAUACUUGUUGCAUGUUCUUUUAGUGUGUGUGUGUGUACUGUAUGUGUGUGUGUAGGUGUGUGUCGAGCUCCCUUUAGGGCCGUGGCAGAAUUGCUGUGAACUAUCAUUUUGCUUGAACAUUGGCUAAAUGUACAUCAUACCGGUGUAUUCCUAUUUUGUGAUAUUUUCUCAAAAUCCUUUGGCAUUUUCUCUUCAGUCCCCCAUCUUCCUAUUAAUGGAUAUUGUCUAUAGUAUUUUCACCUGCUAUUACCUUUCCCCUUGCUGUCUCUUUCCUUUCUAUGACCCCAUAAUCAGGGAUGACUGAUUAAUGCCAGGCCAUUUUUAUGUAACGUUUUCUAGCACAUAAUGUUCUGAGAACCAUAUGUUUCUUAGAGCUUGGUGAGAGAGUGAUUGUCCUAUGUUUAUUUUGCAUACAACUUUUCCACAACUUUUUGGGAAUGGUGCAGGAUAGUUUGGAACAUUCUCAGCACCUUUAAGGAACUUGACAAGAAAGUUAUAUUUUCUUGGUACUUCAUUACUUUAACAGAAUGUUUCCUAAAAGUUCAAACAUGGUUACAUUUCAUUUCAAUUUUGGCCAUGUUCUAGGAAUGUUCUCCAACUGGUUUGACAUUGGGAAUGUUCAAAAUGGUUCAACUUCGUUAAGAAACAACGUUCUUCGUUGGGAAUUUCAGUACUUCAGGCAUAACAUUUUACUACAGGUUUCCUCCUGGUUCCAUUUAAAGUCAUGUUCUCAAAUUUGUUCCGAGAACAUUAAAAAAACUUUUCAUAGAAACCACAAAACUUUUGUAAUGUUCAGAGAACGUUCUAGGAAUGUUAUUUAAUAACAUACAUUCCAUUCUCAGCAGCACCAAAAUUAUCUCAAUCUUGUUAAGUGUGUUCAGGUGCGUUGCCUGCGCCCACUAAUUGGCCACACCUGGUCUUAAUGAGCGUUCGUUUCAAUUGAAAUGGGGUCUGUUUGAAUAAACUAAAAUGAACAGAUUUGUAAGCGUAAAAAAUAUGGCAUGCUAGCUCCAUCCUGGUGGUGUGGUGGACUAAUUCCAUGGAUAGAUUAUAGGUUCGAAUCUCACUGAUGCCGUGUAACAAUGAAAAAGAAAUGUGUUUGCAUGGUUAAUGCAUAAGGAAAUGUAUUUCCAUGUGUCCUAUCUGUGCAAGUAACCCACUUGUCAACUAUCGCAAAAUCAACAAAACAAUUCACAAUGUCAUUGGAUUUAGGUUAAAAGUUUGGUGGGGAAAAAAAUGAAAUUCCCUUCUGUUGACUUUUUGAAAAUCCAAUUGGUUUCCACUAGGCCACUAGGCUACACUAACCACUAGGCUACACUGCCAGAGGAACUACUUAAAGAUGCAUACAAACAGUAUAUUGUAACAUAUAUUUAUUUGACCUUUAAUAGUUUUAAAUAUUGUGUAUAGGGAGUAUUUGAAUACUUGUGGAUACACAGAGUAUCCAAAUAUAUCGUACUGUUCUGUCCCACUGGGCACCAACUGGUUGAAUCAACGUUGUUUCUACAACAUUUCCACAAAGAAAUGCAAUGUUUUUUCUUUUGAUGAUGUUGAAUCAAUGUAGAAGAUUAAUUGGAUUUGCAAAAACUCAUCAACGUACAGGAAUUUUUUAUUUUUUUGUCAACCAACUUUUAACCUAAAUAAAAUGACAGUCUAAGCUGCAGAAGGGAUUACUAGAGAUCAAGAUUCGAAAUGAGGGGAAGCAUGAGCUCCCCUUAAUGCAACAAAAGUCAAACUUUAAUUAAACCAUUCUCCUAUUUGUUUAAAAUGCAAUUUUGUACUGUUACAGUUGUACAUUUUUAAAUAAAAGCUUAAACGAAC
Molecule: messenger RNA, 4845 nt
Organism: Oncorhynchus kisutch (coho salmon)
Lineage: Eukaryota; Metazoa; Chordata; Actinopteri; Salmoniformes; Salmonidae
Gene: tmem86a
Product: transmembrane protein 86A
Exons: 3
Coding region: 152-865 (237 amino acids)
Cellular component (GO): membrane
Molecular function (GO): hydrolase activity
Source: RefSeq, a predicted model, not a curated record